AGCUACCGUAAUGGCAAAGCGCACCAAGAAGGUUGGGAUCGUGGGCAAGUAUGGCACAAGGUACGGUGCCUCCCUCCGAAAAACGGUGAAGAAGAUGGAGAUCACUCAGCAUUGCAAGUACACCUGUCAGUUUUGUGGAAAGGAUGCGAUGAAGAGGAGGGCUGUGGGUAUUUGGGGAUGCAAAUCGUGUCGUAAAGUGGUGGCUGGAGGAGCGUGGGUGUACAGUACAAUGGCAGCAGUGACAGUAAGGAGUGCCGUGAGACGUCUGAGAGACAUGAAGGAAUCCUAAGCCUGAAUUAGGCCCACUGAAACUGUUAUUGUCACUUCGCCCGUUUGGAACUGUAGAACUGGUUGGAUUUCACACCCAUAUUCAUGAGUAAAGGAGAUGAGAGAAGAAAA
Liolophura sinensis is the source of this 399-nucleotide messenger RNA. RefSeq names its product large ribosomal subunit protein eL43. The record is from RefSeq and is a predicted model, not a curated record. Gene Ontology annotation, biological process: translation. Lineage: Eukaryota; Metazoa; Mollusca; Polyplacophora; Chitonida; Chitonidae. Gene Ontology annotation, cellular component: ribosome. Gene Ontology annotation, molecular function: structural constituent of ribosome. The coding region runs from base 11 to 289 and encodes 92 amino acids. The transcript is spliced from 4 exons.